CUCAGGCUGCGGUUCCCGUGGGGGUGGGCGACCCAGAUGACAGCGGCGGUGGCAGCGGCUGCGGCGCGGAGCUGAGCGAGCGGACAGCGAGCCGGGAGAAGGGGAGGAAGUGGAGCCGCGGCCCGGAGCUCCGGAGUCAGCCGCCGCGCCGAAGCGCGCCCCGUUUUGCCGAGCGAGCCGAGUCGGACCUGGGAAGACUUCCCCGCCGGGCUCCGGCCGCUGCGCCUCCCCGCCGGCGCCUGCCCUGCCCUGUCGGUCCCAGCCCCGGGCUCCGCGCCGGGACGCUCCCGGCCCGGAGGUCCGGGGCGUGCGGCCGGGACACCCCAGCGCCUCUGAUCCAGAGCACCGGCGGGACGCUCCUGGCCCCACCGUACGGGUCCGUGGUUGCGGGUUCGUUUCCAGCCUUUCUAUCGGCGCGUGUUGGAGCCCCCAGUCCUCCGCCCUCAGGUUAGCGCAGGGUGGUCUCAGCCACCCCACCCCUCUCCGUCCACCUGAGUGCAAAGGAGCCCGGGCGCCCCAGACUCUGACUCCCCGAGACCCGAACCUUCAGCUGCCUCCGACUGAGUGCUCCGGUCUCGGAAGAGUGCGAGCGCCCGGGAAGCCCCGGCCGGGGUCCAGCGCCCCGUGAGGGCAGGACCGUGGGACUGAACCACAGGGCUGGUGCUGCGACCCGAAGCUGCCACCUUCCUGCCGUUCCAGGCGAGGGGCUCAGCGCUUGCCCCGAAGAGAACACAGGGGCCCCCUUCUGCCCCGGCGGCCGGCGAGAGCCGAGACUGCAGCUCUCCCAGUGAAGUGACAUCACCGCCUCUGUGGAUAGGACGCCCUCAGGAGCCCAGCUCAUAGCCACUGGUACCUUCUUCCAGGACCAGCCGGGGCCUCCAUGGGCGCCUGAGGGCCGGGCGCCAGGGCGGCGAGCACGAGCAUGGUGAAGCACCAGCCCCUGCAGUACUAUGAGCCACAGCUGUGCCUCUCCUGCCUCACGGGCAUCUACGGCUGCCGCUGGAAGCGCUACCAGCGCUCCCACGAUGACACCACGCCGUGGGAACGCCUCUGGUUCCUGCUUCUCACCUUCACCUUCGGCCUCACGCUCACCUGGCUCUACUUCUGGUGGGAAGUCCAUAAUGACUAUGAUGAAUUCAACUGGUACCUCUACAACCGCAUGGGCUACUGGAGCGACUGGUCUGUGCCCAUCCUGGUGACCACAGCCACCGCCUUCACGUACAUCGCGGGCCUCCUGGUCCUGGCACUAUGUCAUAUUGCCGUGGGGCAGCAGAUGAACCUGCACUGGCUGCACAAGGUAGGGCUGAUGGUCAUCCUGGCCUUCACGGUGGUGGCCAUGUCAGCCGUGGCCCAGCUGUGGGAGGAUGAGUGGGAGGUGCUGCUGAUCUCCCUACAGGGCACAGCGCCAUUCCUGCACAUGGGGGCCCUGGCUGCGGUCACUGCACUCUCCUGGAUCGUGGCAGGACAAUUCGCCCGCGCAGAGCGGUCUUCCUCCCAGGUGGCCAUUCUCUGUACCUUCUUUGCCGUGGUGUUUGCCCUCUACCUGGCCCCUCUCACCAUCUCCUCUCCCUGCAUCAUGGAGAAAAAGGACCUGGGCCCCAAGCCCGCCCUCAUCGGCCACCGUGGUGCCCCCAUGCUGGCUCCAGAGCACACGCUGAUGUCCUUCCAGAAGGCCCUCCAGCAGAAGCUAUAUGGGCUCCAGGCCGACGUCACCAUCAGCCUGGACGGCGUGCCCUUCCUCAUGCAUGACACCACCCUGCGGCGCACCACCAAUGUGCAGGAGCUGUUCCCGGAGCUCGCACGCAGGCCUGCCUCCAUGCUCAACUGGACUGUCCUGCAGAGGCUCAACGCUGGCCAGUGGUUCCUGAAGACUGACCCCUUCUGGACGGCCGACUCCCUAUCACCCUCCGACCAUAGGGAGGCCCAGAACCAGUCCAUCUGCAGCCUGGUGGAGCUCCUGGAGCUGGCCAAGGGCAACGCCACACUGCUGCUGAACCUGCACGAGCUGCCCUGGGAGCACCCCUACCGCACCGGCUUCCUCAACAUCACCCUGGAGGCCCUGCUGCGCUCCGGCUUCCCCCAGCACCAGGUCAUGUGGCUGCCUAACAGGCAGAGGCCCCUGGUGCGGAAGGUGGCUCCUGGCUUCCAGCAGACAUCGGGCUCCAAGGAGGCAGUCGCCAGCCUGCGGAAAGGCCACAUCCAGCGGCUGAACCUGCGCUACACUCAGGUGUCCCGCCAGGAGCUCAGGGACUAUGCAUCUUGGAACCUGAGUGUGAACCUCUACACCAUCAACACACCGUGGCUCUUCUCUCUGCUGUGGUGUGCAGGGGUCCCAUCUGUCACCUCUGACAACUCCCACACUCUGUCCCAGGUGCCUUCCCCCCUCUGGAUCAUGCACCCGGACGAGUACUGUCUCAUGUGGGUCACCGCCGACCUGAUCUCCUUCACCCUCAUUGUUGGCAUCUUCGUGCUCCAGAACUAUCACUUGAUCAGGUGGCGCCUGGGUGGCAUACGGAGCUACAACCCUGAGCAGAUCAUGCUGAGUGCUGCGGUGCGCCGGACCAGCCGGGACGUCAGCAUCAUGAAGGAGAAGCUGAUUUUCUCAGAGAUCAGCAAUGGCAUGGAGGUCUCUGAUGAGCUCUCCGUAUGUUCAGACAACAGUUAUGACACGUACCCCAACAGCACCACUCCCCCCGUGGGCCCCCGAGGGGGUGGCAGCCGCGCCAAGACCCUCACAGACCGGAGUGGAUGCUAGCUGAAGACCUGUCUGUCCCAGCCUAUACCUAACUAGAAACUGGGAGAACCUAGGAGAGCCAGCAGAAGCAUGUUGGGACUAGGAGAGCUCUGGAAGCCAGCUCCAUGGCCUCCUCGUGGCCUCCAGCCCCUUGUCAGCCACAGCCUCUCUGAGAGGGGACUCUCCUCUCUCCUGAAGCCCAGAUGGGUCAGGACGCCCCUCAGAUGCCCCUGCAGGCCUGAGGCUUCUUCUGGGAAGUGCAGGGGCUGGGGCCUGCUCCCUCUCCCGAGGCCUUCCCUUGCAUCCUGACCUGGAAGAUUGGAUGGGUCCCUGGGCCAUGCCGUGCCCCUGUGGCAAUGGAGGGUGUGGAUACCCACCUGUGCUCACGUGUCUGCUCUCCUGUCCGUGCCAUGAGGCGACUGACUGCUCCAUUUCUGCCCUGCCUCAAGGGCCUGGACGGGGCCUUUGCUCCCGGCAGCUCUGCCCUUCACGUCAGUCUCAAAGCACAAGGAGGUUUGGCCCAGGAUGAAGGUCAGCUGCAGUGGUGGAGACGUGCCCACCCCAGACAGCCUCUGCUGGCCCCUGCCCAGGAAGAAGGCCUGAGCCGUGCCCCAAGGAGCAGCUGGAGAUGGUCAGAAACACAGGCUGGGGGCCGCUCCAUCUCCCACCCAAGUGUCCAACAGGCCCAGGGGCAGAAAUGGCCCUGAGGUCUAGGAGAUCCAUAGACUGAUAUGACCUCAGGUUCCCUCGUCAGUGGCCACAGGGCAGGGGCCACCUGGGAAAAGUGUUCUGGGCAUGGUCAAGGGUGGGUUUGUGGCCAAGAGGCCUAUAGUGACAGGAGCAGAGGGCCUUGGCCAAGAUGAUUAAAGCUACCAUCUUGA
Molecule: messenger RNA, 3615 nt
Organism: Cynocephalus volans (Philippine flying lemur)
Lineage: Eukaryota; Metazoa; Chordata; Mammalia; Dermoptera; Cynocephalidae
Gene: GDPD5
Product: glycerophosphodiester phosphodiesterase domain containing 5
Exons: 18
Coding region: 923-2755 (610 amino acids)
Biological process (GO): lipid metabolic process; positive regulation of neuron differentiation
Cellular component (GO): plasma membrane
Molecular function (GO): glycerophosphodiester phosphodiesterase activity
Source: RefSeq, a predicted model, not a curated record